AUGUGCAAGUUCUUUAUUGCCCCUAAGCAGCAGCAGCAGCAGCAGCAGCAGCAGCAGCAGCAGGGGAGUUGCAGCAGCAGCAGGAGUGGCAGCAGCAGCAGCAGCAGUGGAGUUGCAGUAGCAGCAAAAGUGGCAGCACGCAGCGGCAGAAGCAGCAGCAGUGGAGUUGCAGCAGCAGCAGGAGUGGCGGCAGCAGCAGUGGAGUUGCAGCAGCAGCAGGAGUGGCAGCAGCAGCAGUGGAGUUGCAGCAGCAGCAGGAGUGGCAGCAGCGGCAGCAGCAACGGCAGUACAAGAGUCGCAGCAGCAGCAGGCGUUGCAGCAGCAGCAGCCGCAGCAUGA
Messenger RNA from Eimeria necatrix, 339 nucleotides. RefSeq lists its product as hypothetical. Bases 1 to 339 code for a protein of 112 amino acids. The transcript has a single exon. The record is from RefSeq and is a predicted model, not a curated record. NCBI's taxonomy places the organism in Eukaryota, Apicomplexa, Conoidasida, Eucoccidiorida, Eimeriidae.